Encephalitozoon romaleae SJ-2008 is the source of this 924-nucleotide messenger RNA. RefSeq names its product zinc finger domain-containing ubiquitin ligase. The transcript has a single exon. Lineage: Eukaryota; Fungi; Microsporidia; Unikaryonidae. The record is from RefSeq and is a predicted model, not a curated record. The coding region runs from base 1 to 924 and encodes 307 amino acids.
AUGGCAAGAAGAAAUGGAAACAACAACUUUUUGAACAUUAUGAGGUCUAUGUUGAGCUUUUUAGAUGCGAGGAUAGAGUCGUCAGAUGCUGACACAAACAACAGUCCUGGGGGUGUUUUCAUGAGCAGACUGAGGAGUAGGCUAGUUGACUUGAUAAAUGGUAGAAUGGAGACUAGAAACAAUGAAGGAGAUGAAAGGGCAGCUUCGGAUACCGAAGGAAGUUCAAGAAGUGUAGGGAGGAGGAGGCGUGCAAGAAAGAACUUGAGUGGAGCUCGGCAGGAAGCCCCCACUGUCGAGGAGCGAAGCCUAGUUGACAGAUGUAGUAGGAUGAUAAACGAAACAGGAGAGAGACCGGUGAGAGGAAGACGGCAGGUUAGGGCCGCCUCAGUGAGCCAGAACCGAAGGGUUGAUGGAUCUAGAGGAGAGAUGUCUAUGGAUCCGGUUAUGCUAACAACAUCUAUUGUUGUGACAGGAAAUGAAAGAAGCUCCUCUCAAUCUUCAUUGCAGAACGAGGAAGGCCGGAGUGAUGUAAGGUCUGAUGAGGAAUCAAGAAGUCUGGGAAACAGGGGGUUCAGGGUUGUUUUUCCACGUGUUCCUUCCCAAGAGCUCAGAUUCUUGUUCCUUACACCGCAGAGUGAAGGAGCAAGAGGAAAUGUUAUAUAUGAAAUACAAAUCAACUUUGACAUAUUCGAUGCCUCAACAGAACCUCCUGUCACAGCUACCAAGGAAUCUUUGAAAAAAACUGACGUUGUAAAAGCUACGAAAGAUGACGAGACAUGUGAGUGCACUAUAUGUAUGUCGAACUUCUCGAUGAACCAGAAGCUAAGAGUGCUCCCAUGUGACCAUAAGUUUCACACUGGGUGUGUUGAUAAGUGGUUGCUCGGCCAUUCUAACAAAUGCCCUGUCUGCAGAAAAAUCAUUUGA